GGCUUCGCUGCUGCUGAAACGUCAAGUUCGCUCUUUUCCAGCUAGUUGCUUUCAUUUUUCGCGACGUGUUGCGGUUCUCGGUGCAGGCGAAUUUCUCCAAAAACCAGCAGCAAAAUGCAAGGACCAGCUGUAUUUAUCGAUGCCGAGAUCGAGGAUCAGGCACAAGAACUGCGAAAGUUCUUCAAAUCUCUCGGAGCGGAGAUCAGCGAGGAGAAGUCCUCCAAGGGAAUCGAAGAUGAUCUGCACAAGAUCAUCGGCGUGUGUGACGUGUGCUUCAAGGAUGGCACCCAGCACACUCUGGAGGAAAUCGAUGCCGUGCUGAACAGUGUCGUUUCGAUCGUCGUGUCAAUCCCGCUGGAACGGGGCGAGAAUUUAAUUUUGGCUUUCUGCGAGAAGAUGACCAAAGCUCCCGAUACCAACCUGGCGCGGGUUUGCCUGCAGUCCCUGUGGCGUCUGUUCAGCAACCUGGAACCGACCUCCCCUCUACGGUACCACGUCUACUACCAUCUGGUGCAGGUGGCCAAGCGUGCCGACCAGGUCAAAGAGGUCUUCUCCGGAGUGGAUCAGCUGAAGGUUCAAUUCACCCAGUGCCCGCCGUCGAACGAACAGAUGCAGAAGCUGUACCGGCUGUUGCACGAUGUCCUGAAGGACACCAACAGCGAACUGGCCUCGAAGGUGAUGAUUGAACUGCUCGGUACCUACACGGCCGAAAAUGCUUCCUAUGCGCGCGAGGAUGCCAUGAAGUGUAUUGUGACGGCGCUGGCUGAUCCGAACACGUUCCUGUUGGAUCCGCUGCUAUCGCUGAAGCCGGUCCGGUUCCUGGAGGGGGAACUGAUUCACGAUCUGCUGUCGGUAUUUGUUUCGGAAAAGCUGCCCAGCUAUCUGCAGUUCUACAAGAAUCACAAAGAGUUCGUCAAUUCUCAGGGACUCAACCACGAGCAGAACAUCAAAAAGAUGCGCCUGCUGUCGUUCAUGCAGCUGGCCGAGAGCAACCCGGAGAUGACCUUCCAGCAGCUGCAGGAUGAGCUGCAAAUCGGCGAGAAUGAAGUGGAACCCUUCAUCAUCGAGGUGCUCAAAACGAAGCUGGUCCGCGCCCGGAUGGACCAGAAGGCCCGCAAGGUGCACAUCUCCAGCACGAUGCACCGAACCUUCGGACGGCCCCAGUGGCAACAGUUGCGCGACCUGCUGCACGCGUGGAAAGCCAACCUGACGUUGGUGCAGGAAAACAUGAAAUCCGUCUCCGAUGCGCAAAUGGAACUGGCGCACAAGCAGUAAGAGGGGCGGGUUAGAUAGCGAUUGUUUGUUGAUAAAGAAGAAAAUAACAAGUGAAAUAGACUCUUACAUUAAAAUUGAACUAAUUAUUGGAGCAGCAACAGUUGUUGUGUGAAACGCAAGUGACUACUACUCCCGCCCAGCCAGCACCUCUGCCAUUUGCUAUCCGGAACCAAUCCGGUGGUGAAGAAGACGAGCUAAAAGUGUAAUUUUUCCCUAAAACUUUUGGUGCGGGCGGGAGCUUCUUGAGUGCGCGAGUGAUAACAAAAAACCUAAACAAAAAAGAGGACACAUACUAGCAAAAAGGGGGCCGGGACACCGACGAAUCUGGAGAAGGCCCCCCAUUGGGGCCUUGGUCUAGAUCUCGAAGGUGCUAUCCUGUGACGACCCCCGAGGGGAUUCGUGAGGAAGGUGGGGCGUUUCGUUCAUUACAUUAACCGGUAUCGUAUAGCGUAGCAGCAGACGGGGGAAGUUAGCGAUAAGCUUGUAUCGAUUACACAAUUUUCAUAAGUAAUAUAUACAAUUUUAAAGUAUGAACGAAACCAAUAGAA
Molecule: messenger RNA, 1823 nt
Organism: Aedes albopictus (Asian tiger mosquito)
Lineage: Eukaryota; Metazoa; Arthropoda; Insecta; Diptera; Culicidae
Product: eukaryotic translation initiation factor 3 subunit M
Exons: 4
Coding region: 115-1275 (386 amino acids)
Biological process (GO): cytoplasmic translational initiation
Cellular component (GO): cytoplasm; eukaryotic translation initiation factor 3 complex
Molecular function (GO): translation initiation factor activity
Source: RefSeq, a predicted model, not a curated record